Molecule: messenger RNA, 5789 nt
Organism: Tuber aestivum (summer truffle)
Lineage: Eukaryota; Fungi; Ascomycota; Pezizomycetes; Pezizales; Tuberaceae
Source: the annotation of a GenBank genome assembly
AGCGGUAAUCGGGAAGGUGUGAGUACCGGUAGGGCAUCGUAGCGGAUCGAAAUGCCUAUGGUGAGUUUGAUCCCGAGUUCUAAAUCCACAACCGCAAAUGAGUGCCCCGGAGCACACUCUUCGAGCAGCGAUGCCUAAUUACCAUAAAUCAUAAGGUUAUGGGUGAUGCGACAAGAUACCGGCAGGCAGGCGCAGCAUUGUCAUAACAACGAAUGGCAGCAGCGGACGCAGCAACAACAACGACAACGACAACAAUAACAACAACUACUACAGCAACGACACCACCCGACACCACCGACGACGAUGACAAGCUUUGUAUAUACGGUGGGAUUGGAAAGUUUGAGUAUUUGUAAUAUCCCGGAUGCAUACUCGUGUGAUGUGCACCGGUGCCGUAUGGUGAGUGAGUGAGGACUCCUCGCUCGCCUACCGGUAUUUGUCAGGACUCAGGAGAUAUGUUGUACAAUCCGUACAGUUACGGUACUCAGGCUCCGACAAUAUGGACCCACUUUAAUACGGUUAUUGUACCAGAUUUCUGCAAGAUGGACUGGCAUAAAUUCUGCGCCUGAGGAUUUGCUCCCCGGAGCGCGAGUACGGGUACUGGCUGACUGCUGGGCUGGGUACAGGGUUGUGGAAUUCCGUGCCGACGUCUCAGACCGUAACUCUCAAAGGGCUUGGGUAGGCUACAGUGUGGGCGGCAUCGUGACCCUCCAGAACUUGGAGAAAUCAGGUUGAGGUGCAAGUAUCAUACAGUGCUUACGAGAUUGCAGUAUCACACGGUACCGGUAGGCGAUUCUUUCUGCACACGCUAUACCGUGCGGUAGAGUAGGAGUAACCAGUGCAUGGCCGAGCACCGUACGCUGCCCGGCUCCCCCAAGGGGAUGCUCGUGUCGUACAGCUUUCCCUCUUCUUCUCUUUCUUUUUCCCGUUUACCGCCCACUGAUUCCUGUGCAUACAUUAAACUUGUUGUUGCUCUCGGGGCCAUCAUAUCAUACACAUACGGUACAGUACUGAAUGGCCUCGUAGCAACGCACGACCCUCACAGCCUAGUCUACCGCUAUCGUACUCUACCAUAGCGCUAACAGUACGGUACAGGACUGGUAUCAUAUCAUAUGCUCCCCCCCCCCGAACCCCAGUUGCCGCACCAACAAGAUCCCAUAACCACCACCACUUCGUCUCAACGUCACAACAACCUCCCUCCUCCACCUAUUGUUUGUUCAACACAUUAUUGACCAAUUCCUCUCGGAAUUUUUCAAAAUAAAUAGACAAAAAAUAACAAGAAUAAUAAUAACGACCACUACCUCUCCCUCCUGCCCAUUGAUAACUGGAGCACUCGUUUUCCUUCUGCCCCCGAACGCCUUCCUUCCGCCGUAGCUCUCGGACCCCCGAAGGAACGGCAAUAUGAAGGCUAUCCCACUCACCAUUCACUGGCACGAACACAAUCAACCCAUAUACAGCGCACAUUUCGAGCCCAACGGAAAAGGUCGGCUUGCCACAGCCGGCGGGGACACUAAUGUUCGAGUAUGUUCCCUCUUCAUUCGAUUUGGCCCCCGUGUUCGGCGAGUUCCUGUGCUGACACUCCACAGAUCUGGAGGGUUCAGGGCGAGGGCGAGGAGAGCAAGGUUGUCUACUUGAGCACUCUUGCGAAGCAUAACCAGGCCGUUAACGUUGUUCGCUUUUGUCCGCGAGGUUCGUCUGGGCUUCGCUUCCUGUGUGGGAUUGGUGGUGUGCCUUCAAGUUUGCUGAAUAUGUUGCGAUAGGUGAGAUGCUUGCGUCGGCAGGCGAUGACGGCAACAUCAUACUUUGGGUUCCCGCGGAGCCUGGCCAUCGUUAUGGCACGUUCGGCGAGGAUGAUCUCGAGGAUAAGGAAACCUGGAGGCUUAAGCACAUGUGCAGAUCCAUGGGUUCGGAGAUUUACGAUCUUGCUUGGUCCCCCGAUGGUAUAUUUUUUAUCACCGGAAGCAUGGAUAAUAUUGCCCGUGUUUGGAACGCUCAGACCGGUAUGUUUCCGGCAUUUGCAUCUAUCGUGUGGUGAGGGCUUAUAACUCAUGUUUAAAGGUCAAAUGGUUCGUCAGAUUGCCGAACACAACCAUUAUGUCCAGGGCGUUGCUUGGGAUCCGCUGAACGAAUUCGUGGCCACUCAGAGUUCGGAUCGCUCGGUCCAUAUCUAUACACUCAAAUCAAAGGAUGGCCAAUUCUCUCUUUCGCAGCAUGGCAAGAUUUCGCGGAUGGAUCUCCCACCUCGGAGGAGGGUAUCGUCCAGCAGUCCCGCCCCACCCGACUUUUCUGCCCGCGGUACAAACUUUCCACUCGGCGAUGCGCCGGUCAUCGCUUCCCCUGCGCCGUCGACUCCUGGAACACCUACAUCCUUCUCGCUUCCGAUGAACCCGCCCAUACUCGCUGCCAGUCGCAGGAGUUCAUUUAGCUCAUCUCCGUCGCUUCGUCGCUCCACAUCGCCUUCCCCGGCUCUGCCUCUUCCGGCGGUGAAGCCAAUGGAAUUCUCACCAAAGGUUCAUGGCUUGGGCGUCAAAAACGCAAACAUAUACUAUAAUGAGACAUUGACAUCAUUUUUCCGUCGGCUGACAUUUACUCCGGAUGGAAGUCUUCUGUUUACCCCGGCCGGGCAAUAUAGGACUUCUAAUCCCGCGACUGGAGACGGGGCAAAGACGGCAGACGAUGUAAUCAAUACGGUAUAUAUAUACACCAGGGCGGGGUUGAACAAGCCACCCAUUGCCCAUCUCCCAGGCCAUAAAAAGCCCUCAAUAGCGGUCAAAUGCUCAUCUGUGUUAUACACAUUCCGGAAGUCGUUGGCUACAACAAAGCACAUAACCGUCGAUACAUCCUCACCUGAAGACGCACUUUCCUUGUUACCUCCGCCAGCGGUUGGUGGCCAAAAUGAUACAUUGGGGCCAUCUGGUAUGGUACCAGGAGCUCCGGCUUCUCAGCCAUCCGGUCCAGACCCCACUACUUCGGCUCCUAGUACUAGCGCGCCCUCUAACACCGCCUUCUCGCUGCCGUACAGAAUGGUGUACGCUGUGGCGACACAAGAUGCGGUUCUAAUAUAUGACACCCAGCAGCAGACGCCGCUCUGCAUAGUUAGCAAUUUGCACUAUGCAGCCUUCACAGACCUCACAUGGUUAGUCCUGCUCUCCUUCCACCCACCCCCACAGGUGUUUAACCUCAAAUUCGUGUAGGUCGUCGGAUGGGAACACACUGCUGAUGACAUCCACGGAUGGGUUUUGCUCCGUGGUCGUUUUCUCUCCCGGUGAGCUGGGUGAAAAGUACACGGGCCCGAUCGCGGGUACGGGGGCAACAACUCCCUCAGGAACUCCUACUCAUCCAACCUCAAACCCUGCCCCGACCCACAAGACCCCCCUAACCCCGGUUCCGCCGGUCUCCCCGGCACCCCUAGCCCGUCAUUCAAACUCCCCGACACGCUCUUCGUCGUCCUCUUCUAUAAGCACCCUGGGCUCUACAGCUAUCAACAACCCUAGGCCUACUGUUGGGAGCCUACCCAGUGUGUCAGCAUCUGUGACAGGAGUGCCGUUGACUACCCCGCCUCAGACUCCAUUGGGCGCAAAUUCCAGUGUCCUUGGGAAGAGGGAUGAGGGGCCAGUGAAACAGGACGGUAACGGAACUGAAGGUGUAUCGGGCGCUGCUACCGGAGGCGAUAAAAAGAGAAGGAGAAUCACGCCAACCCAAGUUACUUCCGAAGGCGCCCAAGAGACACCCAAUACUCGGUGAUUCAUUGGCCGCGGUUAUACUAUGGAUGCUGUAGGUUACUAUGCUCGGGGAGCGAAAUACGUGGUCCCACGGAAAAGAGGUUUGAGUAACUUGAAGCUCUGGCACUUGGGAAGGGUUAUUUUGUUCUCUGAUUUUCGAUAGGCUUUUCUUUGUUCUCUCCCUCCCUCCUCUCUCUUUUCUUUCUUUCCUUUUUUAUUUUUAUUUUACAUUUCUUGGUAGGUGUUUUGGCUCUGGAUAGGUUUCCUAUUAUUCUUUCUAUUGUCAAUCAAUCCACUCUUUAUUUUAGCAUCUUUACAUCCGAAAUCCUUUGAAUUCUUUUCCGGUUGUCUUCUUGAGGGAAAUAUGUUCUGAAUCUCAUAAGCAUACAUAUUACUGGUAACUUUUCUCCUAUUUGCUUGGGAUAUGACUUUGUGGCAAAAAUAUAAAGACGUGUAUAGGAGUUGAGCAGCAAGGUGGUACCGGUUUUUACUUUUAAGAGCCAUGCUUUAAUACUUCCCUGUAAAGUAAGUUAUUUGAAUGGCAUUGUAUAACUUAUUGUUUUGUGGUUGUGGUGGUCUCGUGGUUCUGCUUCAAUCACAUCUUGCACGGUCCGGCACUUGGCAGACGGAUUGCAGUGGAUGUUUUACAGCACGAGUGCCGUGAGUUAACUUGCACAGCUAGGAAUCCCUGUUUGAUAGCGCGUUCUGACCAGCAGAACCUUAUUAUCAUAUCAAUUCCAUGACACAAUGUAUUUACAGUUGCAUACUGGUAUCAGGUACUUGUGCCCUGGAUGACCAGAUGUGAUGAACUGACAACUGAUAUCAUGCUCGGGUGCGAGUUUUUUUUCUCUCUUGCCUGUCAUCCAGCUAGCUGACCCCAUAUCCCGCCUGGCUUGAGUACUCGAGUAACCGUACUUGUGGCUUUAUACGUCUUUUAUGAGUCAUCCCAUUGUUCUAUCUUCUCGCCAGAUUUGAUGGAUUGGACUAAAACCACUCCACAACUCUUUACGUGAGCAACCCUCCGGCGAAUUCAGAGGUAGACGAUGCUGCUCCGUUACGCUCUCGACGUUGCCCCACUAUGGAACACCUCCGAAGAGGUUCGGUUGAUGAGAUCCUCCGUCGCAGCUUCAUUCUGACAAAACUGGGUGAAAUCUAGUUCGCAGAGGCUCUCAAUCUUCUCUCACCUGCAACGCAAGCUCGGGUGACUAAGUAUCACUUCACUGCCGACCGCAAACUAGCCCUGGGAUCACAGCUUUUACAGCGACUCGCAAUCUCAGAAAUUCACAGUGGUGGGAAGCCAAGCGCAUCCAUCCCCAAUCUAUCUUCAAUCCCGAUCAUCAAGGAUGAGAAGAGCGGUCGGCCGUCUUACUCCCCACCUCCAGCAGCCGAGGGACAGACACGGGAGCUGAAGGAUUACAACGUAUCGCACCAUAAUUCCCGGAACCCAUCGUUGCCCUGUCUUGUUAUCCUAGUAGCCCGCAUCGCCCCUCCAUCAACGGGACAGCAGAGGGUCGGGGUCGAUCUUGUGCCCGAUGCCUACAAUCGCUCUGGAUCCGCGCAGACGUUCUUGGAGGGCUUCAGGUCUUCUGGGGUAUUUACGGAUUUCGAGAUUGGGGCCAUCUUCUCCCCACUAAGGAACGACGAGAAGGUCAAGAUGUUGUAUUUGUAUUGGGCACUGAAGGAGGCGUAUGUUAAGGCUGUAGGCACGGGUCUUGUGACAAACCUGCUUGCUGUUGAAUUCCGGGGAGUGAAUCUACAUGAUGUGGAGGAUGGGGCAUGUGAGGGGAUAGAGGUUUAUAUCGAUGGUGGGAAGAGACCGGAGUGGAAAUUGGAGAUUGGAAGGCUAUCAAGGGGGCAUUACUUUGCUGUUGCCACAGAUGGUGGGGACGGCGGGGAGGAUGCCGGAGAAUGGAAAUGGAUUGAAUUCAGGAAGGAUAUCUGGGAUGUCUGGGGGGAAUCCGUGGUGAAUUGAGGGGUAUCGGGGGAAAGGUAUUAUUUUUGUGUAUGACGCUAGAGAUUGUUGUAGCGCUUGUUUAUACACAAGCAGGUAGACCCAAGGUUUUAACAUGG